This is a messenger RNA of Ilex paraguariensis (yerba mate), 1809 nucleotides long. Lineage: Eukaryota; Viridiplantae; Streptophyta; Magnoliopsida; Aquifoliales; Aquifoliaceae. The record is from the annotation of a GenBank genome assembly.
CCCAUUUCAUGCAUGUCUCUCUCUCUAUCUCUCGCACUAUACACAAACUUCAAUUUCUCCGGCUUAACUCUUGUUGAUCUGCUUUUCCGACAUUAGCUAGUGUGGUUCGAUCUCGCAAUGGAUGAAGUAUACGACGUCGUAGUUCUGGGCACUGGCCUCAAGGAGUGCAUUCUCAGUGGCCUCCUCUCUGUCGAUGGCCUCAAAGUAAGCCUUACUAUUUUGUUUACAAUUUUGUGGUUUUAUGUAUUGCCGACUAAUCUAAAUGGCGAUUUACUCAACCACAUGCAACAGGUAUUGCACAUGGAUAGAAAUGAUUACUAUGGAGGAGAGUCAACUUCCCUGAAUCUAAACCAGCUUUGGAAGCGAUUCAGGGGCAGUGACACACCUCCAGCACAGUUGGGUUCAAACAGAGAUUACAAUGUUGACAUGAUUCCUAAGUUCAUGAUGGCUAAUGGUGGCCUGGUUCGUACUCUUAUCCACACGGAUGUUACAAAGUAUCUGAAUUUCAAAGCUGUUGAUGGCAGUUUUGUGUACAACAAAGGGAGGAUUCACAAAGUACCAGCCACUGAUGUGGAAGCACUUAAAUCUCCACUAAUGGGACUGUUUGAGAAGCGUCGUGCUCGAAAAUUCUUCAUUUAUGUGCAGGACUAUGAAGAGAGUGAUCCAAAGUCGCAUGAAGGGCUGGACCUCAACAAAGUUACAGGAAGAGAUCUUAUUUCGAAGUAUGGCCUAGAUGACAAUACUGUUGAUUUUAUUGGGCAUGCAUUGGCACUCCAUAGAGAUGAUAGUUACUUGGACCAGCCUGCCAUGGAUUUUGUAAAGAGAGUUAAGCUAUAUGCAGAGUCUUUAGCUCGCUUUCAAGGAGGAUCUCCUUACAUUUAUCCCAUGUAUGGACUUGGAGAACUGCCUCAGGCAUUUGCUCGUCUCAGUGCUGUUUAUGGUGGCACCUACAUGCUCAGCAAGCCAGAAUGCAAGGUAGAAUUUGAUACAGAUGGAAAGGCCUUUGGUGUGACAUCAGAAGGAGAAACAGCAAAAUGCAAGAAAGUAGUGUGUGAUCCAUCAUAUUUGCCCGACAAGGUAAAGAAGGUCGGCAAAGUAGCUCGUGCUAUAUGUAUAAUGAGUCAUCCCAUCCCUAACACCAAUGAUGCUCACUCAGUCCAGGUUAUUCUGCCUCAGAAACAGCUUGGGCGUAAAUCUGACAUGUAUCUGUUUUGCUGCUCAUAUUCUCAUAAUGUAGCUCCAAAAGGUAAAUAUAUUGCUUUUGUUACGACAGAGGCAGAGACUGAUAACCCAGAAGUGGAAUUGAAGCCUGGCAUUGAUCUCCUUGGACCCACAGACGAAAUAUUUUUUGAUACAUAUGACAGAUAUGAGCCCACUAACCAGAAUUCUGUUGACAAUUGUUUCAUAUCAACUAGUUAUGAUGCAACAACACACUUUGAGUCCACAGUUAAAGAUGUGAUCUCCAUGUACAGCCAGAUAACCGGAAAGACUCUUGACCUAACAGUGGAUCUAAGUGCUGCCAGUGCUGCUGCUGAAGAAUGAAUCUCUGAAGGCGUACAAGCUAAAGAGAACUGGGGAAAGGAUUUUAACAAUUAACACCCAAGUCAUAUUUCACAGAAAGGGAUCUUUUUUUUAGACGUUGAAUUCGAGUGGUCAUCAAAUAGAUUCUGCUAUUGAUUUUCGGGAAAAAACUCAGUACCUUUCCAUAUGUAGUUCCCCAAGACAUGCAUUGUUUCGCAACAUUACUUUUCUUUCUGCUUGUACUGAGAGUGAAUUGGUUGAACUGAUUAGUUUUUCUAUAAGCAUUUG